This is a messenger RNA of Galleria mellonella (greater wax moth), 1268 nucleotides long. Its product is annotated as retinol dehydrogenase 14. NCBI's taxonomy places the organism in Eukaryota, Metazoa, Arthropoda, Insecta, Lepidoptera, Pyralidae. The transcript has 3 exons. Bases 124 to 1146 code for a protein of 340 amino acids. The record is from RefSeq and is a predicted model, not a curated record.
CUCUCCAAUCCAUUCCAACCACCAAAUCAGUUGUUCCACGUUCACGAAAGUUGAUGCGCGUGUUAGCGCAGUGAUUUGUGUGUAGUUCCUAAAAUUUACCGAAUUGUUCGUUUUCUUAUAGAAAUGCUGGUGGCAGAGUCGUGGAAAGCGGGCUACAUUUUUUGGGUCCUCCCCGCCCUCAUACUUCUCGGCCUGGUGGCUUUAAUUUUCGGAGUUAUUGGACUACUUAUUAUCAUCAGAUUCUACGCUCAGUACACUUGCGGAAGAUUCAGAGACAACACCAGAAUGGCUGGAAAAACUGUGAUCAUCACGGGGUGCACUAGUGGUAUUGGGAAGGAAACAGCGAAAGACUUGGCCAAUAGAGGAGCAAGGGUUAUUAUGGCUUGCAGAAAUAUAGGAGCCGCUGAGAAAAUUAAAGAACAAAUCAUCGACGAAACAAAAAACACGAAUGUCGUAGUAAAAAAAUUGGAUUUAAGUUCAUUUGCGUCUAUCAGAACUUUCGCUGAGGACAUCAACAAGAGUGAAGAACGAUUAGAUGUCCUAAUCCACAACGCAGGCUACGCAGAAACAUUCAAGAAAGUUAGAUCUGAAGAUGACAUUGAAAUGACCAUGGCAACUAACCAUUAUGGACCAUUUUUAUUGACGCAUCUUUUGAUAGACUUACUUAAGAAGAGUACACCUGCUAGAAUCGUUGUAGUCGCUUCAGCCCUGUACCGUCUUGCUACAGUAGACUUGGAAAAUCCCAACCCAGUAGACACUAUACCUGCUUACUUAUAUUACGCGUCGAAGGAAGCUAACAUUUUAUUCACCAGAGAAUUGGCGAGAAGACUGGAAGGAACUGGUGUCACGGCUAACUGUCUGCAUCCAGGUUUAGUAGAUACUGGUAUCUGGAGGAACGUACCUAUUCCCCUCAGUUGGGGGUUAGGUCUGAUCAUCAGAGGUUUCUUCAAAACUCCCAAAAAGGGUUGCCAAACAACAGUCAUGUUGGCCGUUGAUGAGAAACUUCAUAAGGUGAAUGGAAAAUAUUUUUCGGAUUGCCAAGAAAGUUCAUUAUCGACGGCAGCCAGCGACAUGGACAAAGCUAAAAAGUUCUGGGAAAUUUCCGAAAAGAUUGUUAAGUUGGAGGAUAAAGAUACAAAAUUGUAAGACAUCAUUACAUUAUUUAGCUUCUUUAUUAGUGCUAAUAAAAACGGGAAAAAUUGUUAUUUGUAUUGAUAAUGCUGAAAUUUUAGCUUAAGUUUAUUUAAUUUUUAAUAAACACUUUUUUU